Ectocarpus sp. CCAP 1310/34 is the source of this 2634-nucleotide messenger RNA. Lineage: Eukaryota; Phaeophyceae; Ectocarpales; Ectocarpaceae. The record is from the annotation of a GenBank genome assembly.
AUCAGCCGUGCUUAUCUAGCAGCACUAGGCUUGUAACCAAUCAACACUCUAGAGCGAAGGUUAACCUCAUACUAUCCUAGUGAAGUGGACACACGCCGUCUGCGUCUGGAGAGUCCGGCAAUGGCGAUGCAGCCCCGACCCACGAGGAGGUCAAGACAGCCAUCGACCAGGCCACCGCAAAAAUGGAGAGCAUGAUGACGGAAAAGUUAGGGACCGUCAUGGAAGCCCUGUCUCGGUUAGUGCCCGAGACAGCGUCCGCCGCAAGUAUGGCCGCAGCGGGCGGCAGGGGAGAGUCACGGGGGGGAAGGCACGCCCCUCCCAACGCUGGUCGUGUGGACCAAGCGCCGAUCAUCGGACAGGGGCUAGAGGGAGAACGAGGACUGCCGGACACAGCCCCGCAAGGACCCACGCUGCCGUCUGCGGGGGACGUCUCGCGCGAAAGCGAAACCAGUGACCCGCCGGCAAGGUGCGACCCGACCAUGAAGGCCCGGAUCCCGCGCCUCAAGCAGCUAAACUUCGAUGGCCUAGAAAAGAACUGGGUAAUGUUCAAGAACGACUUCAUGACGCAGGUGCAAACGUGCGGAAUGAUGCAUGCUCUGAACGAUGGCCGAGACAUUGAGAUCCAAGGGAUGGAUGACGAUGGCAUGAUAGAACAGGGGGUAGCUGUAGAAGAGGUUUAUGUGUACCGGGAUUUGUGUGGCAUGUUGGGAGGAGCGAUUUCAGACGAGACUACCAAGCUGAUGGUUUACAAUAGCAAGGGGCCCUCCGCAGCGUGGCGUGCACUUGAGCAGACGUUCACCCCACUAACUGGUGGCGAGCAGAUUUCGCUUAUCGGAAAGUUCUAUACUGACAAGAGAGAAACCAGGAUCCUCGAGUUUCCUUCCAACAGUUCAAGUCUACCGUAACUAGCCUAGAGGUUGCACUCGGCCAGCCCAUCCCCAAGAUGCUCGUGUACGCCCGAUUCCUUGACGCUCUUUCCUCCGAGUACGACGUGCAAAAGCAACAACUGCUCAGCGAGAAGAUUCUGGAAGAGGAGGAGAUGUUGAGAGUGCAAAGGACCAGGGCUGGUACUUGAAGAAGGACAAUGGGUCAAAGGGGAAGGUUGACGGGCGAGUGCAACAUGCGUUCGUAGCAGUCGGGGAAGGAUCAAGGAGGAAACGACGGUCGAGGAAGAAAAACGGAGGGGACGAACAGGCAUGCAUAGCGAGUGAUGGUGGUGCCGCCGAGAAAAAGUCCGUCCGCUGCCACAUCUGCACCGCAAACCACUAUGCCCACGAGUGUCCUCAACAGGUCUGCCAGAGGUGCGGAGGAAGAGGGCACCAUGUGAAAAAAUGCCCAUCGAAAGUAGCAAGUGAGGUUGCUGUGGCCGCGAUGGAAGUAGAAGAGUUGGACGUCGCGUACGAAGCGCUUUGAACAUUUCGGCGUGUUGUGUUUUCUGUCUCUCAAAACUGCCCUUCCCCUGCGCGUGUGCGGUCGGUUAUUCUUUCUAGGGCUGCCUCCGAAUGCCCGACGAUGCAACUACUGUUGUUAGAAAUUGUUGGACGCCAUGUUUUUCUCCGGGUGUGUAGAUGCACGAGGCGUCCUUGCAUGAUGAAUAUUGAUGGUGGUGUGGCAUUCUGUUGUUUGCUCAUUUUGGUAUGGAUGACCCGGGGCGCCGCCGUCACAUUGAUUUGAUUGAUGAUGUCGGAAUUAUUUUCCAGCCCAUACAGGUUGAGGCUGAGAUAUUUGCUCUGAAGUCAGGGAGGGUUGACGUAGAAAGCUGCGCCCCCUUCUUUUUUCGUGAUGAAUGGCGACCAGUGUCUCCCAUUGUAGCAGUACCAACAAGUGGAUUAAUGAGCUGUUUUUGGUCGAGAUACUGCUUGAUCUUUCAUUGAUGCACAGGUCGAGGGGGGCACCCUUCCCUGCGAUGUGAUUGAUUCCCCUCUUACAUGUCCUUCCGCUGAGAGCAAUGUAGCGUUGGUUUUCGCUUUUCUGGAAUGAAUCGACAACGGUGCUCGGGGUUGUCGACGAGCCCCGGUGCUGACGGCAACUUGAUACAGUAGUAGGGAUCCUGUUGGUGGGAGGGGACUGCUUGAAAACGAGUAGUGAAGAUGACUGUAACCAGUGUCUCCCGUAGCGAUGUACCAACAAGUUUGCUGAAGAACUGUUUGCGGUUGAGUGCUGCUUGGUCUACCUCCGAUGUACAGGUUUUGAGAGGGGCACCUCCCUCUGCGAUUUGGUAGACUGCCCUUUUUUAGACGUCAGUUGGGAGCUAUGUAGCGUCAGAUAUUCUUUCGUUUUCCGCUGUGAUGAGCGAUGUAGCGUCAGAUCUUUCGUUUUUUCGCUGCUACUUGGCGUUGGUGCUUGGCGCUGUAGGCGCGCCCCGGUGCUAACAGCAACUUGAUACAGGACGGAUCUCGUUGCUGGGAGGGGGCUACUUGAAGAGGAGUAGCAAAUGUCUGAUAUAUACUUGUAAACGCGGAGGUUUGCAAAUUUGGUGACUACUGUGUUGAUUUUGCGUUGACAAGUCAUUCAGUAGGAUGACCUUGGAGGCGGAGGGUUUUGAUCCGGUGGCCAGGUUUCCCUUCGUUUAUUGUUUUUGCAAUUCUAUGAGUACCCUGAAUACUUUGUUUUUUGCCAGCAUUCGUGACGAUG